AUGCUGCUCUCAUACAGGUCGCGGGCCCUCCCGGGGCUGUGGCAAGCUCAGUCAAGGCUUGCUUUGCGAUCUGGCUGGAUCUGCUCCGGCUGUCGAGCAACUCCGGCUGCCGUGCAACGCUGGAGCAGUUCUCAGAGCUCGGCGGGGUCCUCAAGCGAGAAGCCGUAUUAUAUAACUACGCCAAUCUUUUAUGUCAAUGCUGCUCCUCAUAUUGGUCAUUUAUAUUCCAUGGUCCUGGCAGAUGUCAUCAAGCGCUGGCAGCAGAUCAAAGGCAAAGAAGCGUUUUUAUGUACCGGAACGGAUGAGCAUGGAAUGAAGAUCCAGAGAGCUGCGCUUAAGCAUGGAAUGGAGCCAAAGGAGUUUUGCGAUGGCAACUCAAAUAAAUUUCGAGAAUUAGUGGCGGCUGCCAACAUCUCAAAUGACUUCUUCAUCCGGACAACUGACCAGGAACACAAGGAUGCGGUGGCACAGUUCUGGCUGCACUUGAAGCAUUCUACUCCUGAGAGCUUGGGGCUAUAUAAAGGCUCUCAUGAAGGUUGGUACUGUGUCAGUGAUGAGUGCUUCUAUCCUGAAGACUUGGUGCGACCCAGUAUUGCGCCUCAGACUGGAAAGAAGAUUAUGGUUAGCACUGAAACGGACAACGAGGUGGAAUGGAUCAAGGAAGAGACCUGGUUCUUUCCACUAACGAAAUACAAAGAUGCCUUGUUGAAGCUUUAUGAUGAGAAUCCCGGCUGGAUCAAGCCUGCUCAUCGAAUGGCCGAAGCGAGAGAGUGGAUUGAGAAUCAUCUUGAAGAUCUAUCGGUUACGAGGCCGGCUUCUAGGCUCAAUUGGGGCGUAUCCGAUCCCGAGGAUAAGACCCAGACUAUUUAUGUUUGGGUGGACGCCCUUAUCAACUACAUUACCAAAGCCGGAUACGGAAGCAAGUGGCACACGGCAAAAGAUGACAUGGGAAUAUGGCCAGCCAACUUGCAGGUUAUUGGAAAAGACAUUCUACGCUUCCACACAAUUUAUUGGCCAGCUUUGCUCAUGGCUCUUGGACUGCCCGUCGCAAAGGGCUACCUUUGUCACAACCACUGGACCAUGUCCAACCGCAAGAUGUCCAAGUCACUGGGCAACGUUGUGAACCCGUUCUUUGCCAUUCAGCGAUGGGGCAUCGAUCCUCUGCGAUAUUUCCUCAUGCGCAACGCAACUUUCCACAAGGACAUGAGCUAUUCUAAUCAGCUGAUUGGCACUGUCUACAUGAAAGAACUGCAAGCGAAUAUCGGCAAUCUUUUCUAUAGAAUCGCAAAGCCAAAAUCAUCUGUGAGAUGGUCGACUCUGGAGGCGGUGACAGCUUUUCGCAAUGGAGAAUUGAACGCUUGGGCUGAAAAACAUGACAAAGAUUAUUUCGAUGCAGUAUUCUUUAGCCUGGAAAGCCACUUGUCCGAAAGUCCUGAAGCUUUCUGUAAGGAAAUGGACGACUAUGACACGAGUGCCGCGAUCCGAGUAGUUUUUGAGCUUCUGAGAGAGACCAACCGCUACGUCUCAGAUACCAAACCUUGGGAUCUAGUCAAGAAUCAGGAUCCAGAAUCUCGCGUCCUGCUAAACUGGGUGAUCUUUAACAGCGCGGAAGCACUGCGCAUUGCUGGCAUCUUACUUCAGCCAAUCAUGCCGACAAAAGCAUCAGAGUUGCUGGACGCUCUUGGAGUCCGACCUGAUAGGCGUACCCUUGAGUUUGCUGCCAAAGGCAAGGACGCCGACUAUGGCACUGAGUCUAAGCCCGUAGAGCCAGCGCCUCGUAUGAGCAAAUGGGAUACGAUAUUCCCUCCAACUGCUAGUGCAGAUCUUUCGGAUGAUGAGCUGUUAGAGCACUUGAGGGUUGCGUUGCUGGAUAAAACCCGAAAUAAGAUGAACCAAAUGGCUGAGCUGCUGGUCAUGGAGGCGCGCAUGGGAGAGGAGGCCGUCGCUAAGCUAUUGGCCGAGACACAUGCUGCCAAAGUUGGCGCAUAA
Molecule: messenger RNA, 1989 nt
Organism: Trichoderma gamsii
Lineage: Eukaryota; Fungi; Ascomycota; Sordariomycetes; Hypocreales; Hypocreaceae
Exons: 3
Coding region: 1-1989 (662 amino acids)
Biological process (GO): methionyl-tRNA aminoacylation
Molecular function (GO): methionine-tRNA ligase activity; ATP binding
Source: RefSeq, a predicted model, not a curated record